CAAAACGCCCAGACAACCGAGGCGCCUACUUCUUCGUUGUUGCCGCAGGCUAAAACUGUAUUCUCACUUACGGACGUCUCGCUCGACGAUCUGCCUGUGCCUCGCCGCGUGCACAAACAUCCUGUUAUCCAAUUGAUGAAAUUGACGAAGAGAAGUGAAUAUUUGGAUCGGAAAACGGACGUUAGGCUAAACUUCACUAUGAGCUCUCUUGGAAGUAUGACUUUUGGCUCAGAGCGCUUUGACGAAGCACGUGCCAGCACCGAUCUGCAGUAUCUUUAGACGUGGGUAGAACGAAGCCGCAAGGCGUUCACCACGCUUGCACUCUCCCUUAGCGUUCAGCUACGGCGUACGCUGGACGUUGAGCGCUUCGAACCCUGCAUGGACGCUCCAUCCCAGCUCUGGGAUGAAAUUCGCGCUCACUUUGAGCAAGGCAACGGCGUGAACCCGACAUACUUAAAAGCACAGAUGUACAAUCGCCGCUUGCAGGCGAGCGAGAACGUAGAUACGUUUGUCCAAGAUAUGGAGCGCCGUCGUCGCCUACUGCUGGACAACGGUGGGUCCAUGGAGGAUUGGGAGCUGGCAGACCUGUUGCUGUCCAACUCCCUGCUAGUGUUCCCACAGCUUGCCAUGGAUCACACGCUGUGGCUCGGAGAGCACCAUCCGAGAGACCUGAGCCUUGCUGCUGCUGUGCAGCGGCUGGGUACUGCUGAGCAGAGUCACCAGCAGCUUCGCCAACAAGGCAGCAACACGAAGGGACAUUGGUAUGGAGAUCCGCAGUGUCCUGUACCUAUGACACCGGAGCAAACGGCAGCCCGUGCAAAACGCGAAAGCAUUGAGAAGAAACGUCGUACAGAAAAGAACGUUCGCUCGUUUGCUGGAGCUGCACUUAUGCAAUUACUGCAGACCGUCGUAAGCAAAUUGAUGGGCCGUGGUCACCGACAUCUCCACCAUCGUCGCCCGUGCUACGACAAGGGCAACGCCAAGUCGGAUACCUUUCCAGUUACCAUGUAUCGCAGCAAACGCAGCGUCAGCCUCUGGACGAGCAACAGCAAUAUGACCGCCGUAGUGCACCUCGAGGCAACGAUCGUGGAAGGUCAACAGAGCAGCAUCUCCCAUCGCCACGAGCCGGUAACUGGAGACGCAACCAAUCACCGCGACUAG
Messenger RNA from Phytophthora infestans T30-4, 1161 nucleotides. RefSeq lists its product as uncharacterized. The coding region runs from base 379 to 1161 and encodes 260 amino acids. Lineage: Eukaryota; Oomycota; Peronosporomycetes; Peronosporales; Peronosporaceae. The record is from RefSeq and is a predicted model, not a curated record. The transcript is spliced from 3 exons.